AUGUUGGAGGAGGAGUGCCGGAUCUCACUUUGCAAGCCAUUAUGCGAGAAAUGGAGCGAUUGUUUGAUCGCAAGCUUGAACCAAUCGAAGACCGCUUAUAUUGAGUUGAAAUCCGAGGACAACGCAAGCGACUUUCGGAAGAUGCAAAGGCGAGAACGAGAGCAACCAAUUGACAACUUUGAUGAAGGAGAAUCCGAAGGUGACCACUUGUCUGAACAAGGAAACCCUCAACGGUUCCAACGAAAUCGAGUCCCAAGAAAUCGAGACCGUCCGGAUGACAAUCUCAAAAAUAUUAAGAUGUCUAUUCUGCCGUUUCAAGGGAAGAAUGAUCCCGAAUCUUACUUGGAGUGGGAAAAGAAAAUGGAACUCGUCUUUGAGUGCCAUAACUACUCGGAAAAUAAAAAGGUAAAGCUCGCUGCCAUUGAAUUCUCGGACUAUGCGAUCGUGUGGUGGGAUCAAUUGGUGACUAGCCGAAGGAGGAAUGGGGAGAGGCCUAUCUCUACGUGGGCCGAAAUGAAGGCCGUUAUGCGCAAGCGUUUUGUUCCCUCCUAUUACCAUCGGGAGUUGUACCAACGAUUGCAAAAUCUCACACAAGGCAACCGAAGUGUCGAGGACUACUAUAAAGACAUGGAAAUUGCUAUGAUAAGAGCCGACGUGGAGGAGGAUCGUGAAGCAACAAUGGCGAGAUUUUUAGCCGGCCUAAAUCGGGAUAUUGCCAAUAUCGUCGAGUUUCAACACUAUGUAGAAGUUAUGGACAUGGUGCAUAUGGCAAUAAAAGUUGAAAAACAAUUGAAACGGAAAGGACCCACGCAGACAUAUCCAACGACCUCUACCAACAAGUGGGCUCAAGGGACUAGCAAAGCCCCCAAUCAGCCUAAGAAGCCUUUCGUUGCCGCCAAACCCAAUCAAGUAAGUGCCGAUGCUAGCAAAAAUAAAAACGAGGCUGUCUCGAAUCAUUCUCGCGAUAUCAAGUGUUUCAAGUGUCAAGGAAGAGGCCACAUUGCGAGUCAAUGUCCUAAUCGACGAGUGAUGGUGGUUCGUUCAAAUGGCGAGAUUGAGUCCGAAGAUGAACAAGAGGAGGAGCCUGAAAUUCCCAUGGAGGAAGGUGAAGAGCUCGAGCUACCCGUUGAAGGAGAAUUACUUGUUGUCAAAAGGAGUUUGAAUAUCCAAGUAGCCAAGGAAGAACAACAACGAGACAACAUCUUUCACACCCGUUGCCAUGUUCAAGGCAAGGUGUGUAGUUUGAUUAUUGACGGAGGGAGUUGCACCAAUGUCGCAAGCUCUUUGCUUGUUGAAAAACUUGGUUUAGCCACCACAAAGCAUCCAACUCCUUACAAGCUACAAUGGCUAAAUGACGGAGGCGAACUCAAGGUGACGAAGCAAGCAAGGGUGGCGUUUUCCAUAGGCAAGUACCAAGAUGAGGUGGUUUGUGAUGUCGUACCAAUGCACGCGGGACAUUUGCUAUUGGGGCGUCCUUGGCAAUUUGACCGGCGAGUAGUCCACGACGGCUAUAUAAACCGAUAUUCAUUUAAGCACCUUGGAAGGAAUGUUACAUUAGCUCCUCUCACACCGAAGCAAGAAUUUGGAGAUAUUUUUCCCGAAGAAGUGCCAAAUGGCCUACCUCCCAUUCGAGGAAUCGAGCACCAAAUCGACUUUGUGCCCGGUGCUGCAAUUCCAAAUAGGCCAGCAUAUAGAAGUAAUCCUGAAGAAACGAAGGAAUUGGAAAAACAAGUAGCCGAAUUAAUGGAGAAGGGCUACAUCCGUGAAAGCUUAAGUCCGUGCGCGGUUCCGGUAUUGUUGGUUCCUAAAAAGGAUGGAUCUUGGCGAAUGUGCGUUGACUACCGCGCUAUCAACAAAAUCACAAUAAAAUAUCGCCAUCCUAUUCCCCGCCUCGACAACAUGCUUGAUGAACUUAGUGGAGCCCAAUUGUUUUCAAGAUCGAUUUAA
Gossypium raimondii (Peruvian cotton) is the source of this 1947-nucleotide messenger RNA. RefSeq lists its product as uncharacterized. Gene Ontology annotation, molecular function: nucleic acid binding; zinc ion binding. NCBI's taxonomy places the organism in Eukaryota, Viridiplantae, Streptophyta, Magnoliopsida, Malvales, Malvaceae. The transcript is spliced from 2 exons. The record is from RefSeq and is a predicted model, not a curated record. The coding region runs from base 1 to 1947 and encodes 648 amino acids.